Castor canadensis (American beaver) is the source of this 1479-nucleotide messenger RNA. The record is from RefSeq and is a predicted model, not a curated record. Lineage: Eukaryota; Metazoa; Chordata; Mammalia; Rodentia; Castoridae.
AUGUUGGAUAUUAUUCCAGGGUACAGUGUGUCUGGUAUGAUUGCCUCCUUCUUCUUCAUCCUGCUGACCAUGAAGCAAUCAGAUGACUUUAGAGUGAUUGGUCCUGCAAAUCCUAUCCUGGCCAAGGUUGGUGAAGAUGCUCUACUAACCUGUCAACUUGUCUCCAAGAGGACCAUGAUGCACAUGGAGGUGACAUGGUACCGCUUGAAGCCCAGCACCCCUGUGACCUCACACUGGGACAGAUCUGAGAAGACUGAGAUACUGAUAGAGGAGUAUAGAGGCCGGAUGGAAAGAAUAGAAAACAGCACUGCUGAGGGAAUUGUGACUCUUAAGAUACACGAUGUCCAACCAUCUGACAAUGGACAAUACUGGUGCCAUUUCCAGAAGGGGAGCUAUUGUGCAGAGACAAGUUUGCAGCUCAAAGUAGCAGGUGUGGGGUCUGCCCCUAACAUCCACAUGGAGGCGUCUAGGGAAGAUGGAGUCCAGUUUGUGUGCACUGCAAAGGGCUGGUUCCCAGAGCCCCAGGUCUAUUGGGAAGACAUCUUGGGAGAGAAGUUGUUGACUGUCUCUGAACAUCACAUCCCAGAUGAAGAUGGGAUGUUCUAUGUGGAAGACAAACUUGUGGUCAGGAAUUCCUCUGUAGAGACCGUGUCCUGCUAUAUCUACAACCCUGUCCUUGAUGAGGGAAAGGAGGCAGUGAUCACCUUCUCAGAGAAACUCCAGGCAGAACUGGCUUUCUUAAAAGUGAUUGGACCUUCAGAGCCCACCCUUGCCAGAGUGGGAGAAGACAUACAAUUAACCUGUAACCUGUCCCCCAAGACUAAUGCACAGAGCAUGGAGGUGAGGUGGAUCCGAUCCCACUGGUAUCCUGCAGUUUAUGUGUAUAUGGAUGGGGACCAUGUGGCUGGAGAGCAGAUGGCAGAAUACAGAGGGAGGACUGCAUUGCUAAGUGAUGCCAUCCAUGAGGGGAGACUGACCCUGCAGAUACACAAUGCCAGAACUUCAGAUGAUGGGCAGUACUGGUGUCUUUUUGAAAAAGAUGGUGUCUACCAGGAGGCCAGUCUGGAUGUGAAGGUGAUAGCUGUGGGUUCUUCACCACUGAUCACUCUGGAGGAGCAGAAGGAUGAAAAAAUCCAGCUGAUGUGCACUUCAGAUGGAUGGUUCCCACGGCCCCACGUGCAGUGGAAGGACAUGGAAGGACAGACAAUGCUAUCAUUUUCUGAGGCCCUGAGUCAAGGCAGCCAUGGCCUGUUCCACGUGGAGACCUUCCUGUUGGUCGCAAACAGCUCUGAGACAAAUGUGAUUUGUUCUGUCAGCAACCUCCCUCUGGGAGAGGAGAAAACAGCAGCUUUUUCUCUCUCAGCUGUUUCUGAGAUGCACAAGGAUGCAACUCCUGAAUAUUCACGCAGCCGGACAAGAGAACUAAUGCUGAGAAAUGGAGGCCAAGGAGAGGAUGGGAUGGACCCCGCACACAACUGA